AUGGUCCUGAAUAUCACCCAAGAACAACGCGAUGUCUCCACGAGGUUGCGCAGCAUUUUGUGGAGUCGAUGCUUCAUCCUGACACCGUUUGGCAAACAUCUUGAUAACGUCUGCUUUACCUUGCAGAAGCCUCAUGAGCGUCAUAACUUUGCGUCUCGACUCUCCGAUUUUGAGCAACAUGGCUCCAAAAUCGUUUUCACGAGACAAAAACACAGAGUCCUCAAUUGCAUCAGCCUCGUAUUCGAUGGCAUGAAUCACAGGAGCGAAUCCAUCAGUAAUGUCAUCGAUCAGAGCGUAACACAACCAAUCAGCACUCACAUUCACGUAAUCCUUCAAUUGUCUCACUCUUCUUCUCACACUAGCAGGAUGAGAAAUAGGGGAAAAGUGGAAAGUAAGGAUACCGUUGCGGAAAACAACGAUAUACACAUUGAUUGGCUCAAGGAAAUCCUCACUCUCGCUGUCUGUUUCAAAUGUGUGGAAACAAACGAAAUAAUAGUUCUUGAACAACUCCACCUUCUCACGAGUUUCUUGCAUACGGAUAUCUUCUGCCGUCAAAGGAUGGAUUCCAAAAGCCUUGGCCAACAUCUUCAUUUCGUUAUCCGUUGGACAAAUACAAUCAAUCCACCAGGUAGCAUCUUCAUGUUGAAACAGAGACUGGAAUUGAGCGCCAGGAGGGACCAGAGAAGGAAUGUCUGGUGCAUGGAUCGUCUCUUCAACUUCAGACGAGAAGAAACUAAAUCUGUCAGGAGGAACAGACUCUUUAGCACUGAAUGCUCUUUCAAAGGUGACUCCAUUGGCUUCGCUAUCACUGCUGUCAGUGACACCGCAAUAGUGAUGUUUUUGUCCUGGUUGACGUUCGAACUUGGAGGAAGCAGUAUUCCACCAGAGAAGGAGUCCUCACGAGGUUUCAUGAAAGACUUGACUUGUUCGCCAAAAGACCGGGACCGAGCACGAGAACGACGACGUUCCUGGAUAGGUGGCAUUGGAGACGAGAUCUUGAUAGCAAAGUUGUCAUCCUCGUCCUCGUCAUCGACGGCCACCAUUCUGUCUCUUAGUUCACUGGAAUCCAACAGCUGGUCUGGUUUUCUAGAAACACGCGCGUUGGCAUCAGAAGAAUCGAAAAUCCCUGCUCUGGAUACUCUAGCCGCAUCUGUUUGCAAACGAGAGUCUGUCUUGACAGGGAGUGUCAUAUUUUGGUUUCUGUGGUCGUUCAAACGAGAAUCAUCACUAAUGCUGGAAUGCACUGAUGCCUCGUCAUGGGUUGAGUUCACCGAAAUAACUGGUGAACGCGAUCUGGAGGAUCCGCGAUCAGACAUAUUGGGAGGUUGGUCUGCAGUUGGAAUUCGCUUAAGGAGGCUCUUUUUUGAUCAUAAAGUGGACAAAAUCUUUACCAAUGGUGUAGACCUUCUCUCCAGCUUCGCGAAGUAUUUGGGUGACCUUGUCGGCAUUCUCUGGCUUGACAAUGGCCACCAUACCAAUACCCAAGUUCAAAGUCUUGAGAAUGUCGGGGAUUGGCACUCCGCCGGUCUUUCCAAGCCAUUUGAAGAUCUCGGGCACCUCCCAUUGGUUCAUAUCCAAAACAGCGCUCAGAGUGUCUGGCAGGGCUCUUGGGAUGUUUUCAAUCAAUCCACCACCGGUGAUGUGGGCCAAUCCGAGAAUCAAUCCCUGUUUGGUAGCAGGGUCGGUGUAUUUGUAGUCCGUGGUGUCGAUGAUCUUUCUGAUCAGCGAGAAUCCGUUGGAAUGAACACCGUCAGACCCAAUACCAAGAAGAAUGUCACCGGCCUUCAUUUCGUCAACCUUUGGCAGAAUAUCCUUCUUGAUCACAGCUCCAACAGCAGUUCCGUUGGUGUCGUAAUGACCUGGAGCGUACAUUCCUGGCAUCUCACUGGUCUCUCCUCCAACAAGUGCACAGCCAGACAAUUUGCAACCAUUGGCAACUCCUUCCACGAAUGCAGCAGCAACCUUGAUGUCAAGGUGUGCAGUUGCAAAGUAGUCCAAGAACAUCAAUGGCUCAGCUCCUUGAACAACCAAAUCGUUGACAUUCAUGGCAACCAGGUCAAUUCCAACGGUGUUGUGAAUGUCCAUAAUCUGGGCCACCCUCAGCUUAGUUCCAACACCAUCGGUGGCAGCAACAAGCAAAGUAUUGUUGAUGUCAGUGUAUCCCGCCUGCUUGAGGUCGAAAAGACCUCCGAAUCCUCCAAUCUCGGAGUCUGCUCCCGGUCUCUUGGUAGAUCUGACGCUCUGUUUGAUCUGCUCAACGAGCUUGUUACCGGAAUCGACAGAAACUCCAGAGUCCUCAUAUGUGAUGGAAACCUUGCUCUGCGAUCUAUCCUCUCUGAACGCACGGUGUGCGAUGUCUGUACGGUUGUACUUGUCCUUGAAGGUCACGUGAUCAACACCAACGUAUGCCUUCUUGACAGCAUCUUUCAAACUGUCGGCCACAGCAGUAGCAGCAAUGACACGACCACCAGCGGUCACAACCUUGCCGUCAACAAGUUUGGUUCCAGCGUGGAAAAUGAACGUGUCUGCAGGCAACGGCUCUUUGACGGUAAUCUCGUCACCUUUUCUAUAAGCGUCUGGGUAACCACCAGCAGACAUCACCACAGUAGUGCUGAACUUGUUGUUGUAGAUUUGGCAGUCGACACUGUCCAAACGGUGUUCCACGGUAGCCAACAUGAUCUCCAAAAGAUCAGACUUCAGCAAUGGCAACACGGUCUGGGUCUCUGGGUCUCCGAAACGGACGUUGUACUCGAGAACCUUUGGCUCUCCAGCAGGAGUGACCAUUAUUCCCACAAACAGACAUCCAACCAUUGGAUAGCCGUCUUUUCUCAUACCGUCGAUGGUUGGCUUCAAGACAGUUUUUCUGAUCUUCUCCAACAAAGCAGGAGUUCCAAUUGGAGCAGGCGAAAAGAGUAUCCAUCACUCAAACACAAGAUGGAGAGCUCGUCACCUUCAAGGAAUUCCUCAAUGACAACUUCGUCUCCAGCAGAGCCAAACUUUCUAUCCACCAUGAUCUCCUUGAUGGCUUCAUGGGCCUCCUUUUUAUUAGCAGGGAUUAAGACGCCCUUUCCUGCAGCUGUUCCAGAAGCCUUGAUAACCAAGUUCUUUAGCACUAGGUCCAAAGACAGGAAUGCCUGCCUUUUGAAACCAGGUGGAAAUUCCAUCAACCAAAGGCUGUUCAGGACCAGGGAUAACAAGACCAACAUCGUUCUUCAAGGCAAACUCCACCAACUUGUCAAAGUCGGCUGGAGAAGAGCCAAUAGCCACACUGGUCACGUUCUCAAGUUGGGUAAAUCCACCAUUACCUGGAGCAACAAAGAUUUCUUUCACCAAAGGAGAUUGGGCCAGUUUCCACACAAGAGCGUGUUCACGGCCACCAUUCCCCACAACAAGAACGUUGGUUUUUUCCAUUUUCCAAAUGUCUAA
Messenger RNA from Ogataea philodendri, 3426 nucleotides. RefSeq lists its product as uncharacterized. The transcript is spliced from 6 exons. Bases 1 to 3426 code for a protein of 1141 amino acids. Lineage: Eukaryota; Fungi; Ascomycota; Pichiomycetes; Pichiales; Pichiaceae. The record is from RefSeq and is a predicted model, not a curated record.